This is a messenger RNA of Parnassius mnemosyne (clouded apollo), 5829 nucleotides long. The record is from the annotation of a GenBank genome assembly. NCBI's taxonomy places the organism in Eukaryota, Metazoa, Arthropoda, Insecta, Lepidoptera, Papilionidae.
AUGGCCGUUACGCGCUCUGAGGGAAGGGGCAGCAAGCCGUCGUCGUCCAAGGCUACCACCUCGGCGACCGGUACCACCAGUGCGGAAGCCAGUACGGAAUCAACAGCUACAGGGACGACCGCCACGGAGACUUCGGAGUAUACAGACACCUCCGCGGCGACUGAUCCAUCCACCGUGACUUCCGCCACCGCAGCGACCACUUCGUCCGCCGCCACCUCAGCCUCAGCCGCAACCGCCGCCCCCGCCACGCACCCCGCCAGCGCCGUCGCUCCUUCCGUAACACCAUCCGCGGCGACGACACUAACUGCGGGUGCGAAGGCCAAACAGCUGAUGAAGCCGCCCGCUACUGUCACCAGAGCAACUCACCGAGAAACAGAAACUUCUACAGUGAAGCGAGCCAUAAGAAGCACCGCCGGUCCAUCAAAGCAAACCAGGCUACAGGAACCCCGCCCGCCCAGCAAGAAGGGAGGUGGAGGGGGAUCUACACGCAGUAGAACGAAGCAGCUCAAGCUUGCAAAGGCGAAAGAAGAUUUACUACGCCUUCAAGUGGAAUUAGCCGCAGCACGCCUUGCUGCCUUAGAAAGGGAAGACUCAGAAGAGGAAGAGGAAGAACAAGAUGACGCAUCCCUCUACUCAAGAUCAGAAGUCAAUACAAGAGUGGACGACUGGUUGGAGAAUCAAGUGAAUCGCCCGGUGUUAGCAAUCACCAACGAACCUCACCAGGCCAUAGAAGAACCAACAGCCGCCCACGCAGAAGAACCAAGGCACGAAGAAACACAUCAGUCACCGGCGGGAGGUCAAACUGACGUAGCCCUCCUGGCUGAAGCCAUCACUCGGGCUGUCAGCGCCGCCCAACGACCUAAGUUCGUCGAGUUACCAUUCUUCAGCGGGUCGCAUCAGGAAUGGCUACCCUUUCGCGCCGCCUACUACGAGACAGAAGCGACAUUCAGCGUAGUUGAAAAUACGAAUCGACUCAGAAGAAACUUGAAAGGGAAGGCCAAGGAAGCAGUUGAAGGCCUACUUAUGACCAACGCACACCCGGCUGAAGUAAUGAAGACUUUGGAGUCAAGAUUUGGAAGACCAGAGUCAAUAGCCAUGCUGGAGAUGGAGACGCUUAGAGGUCUGCCGCGCCUUACUGAGUCACCAAGAGACAUAUGCAUAUUCGCCACCAAGAUCUCCAACGUAGUGGCGACACUGAAGACUUUGGGUUGUUUUAACUACAUGUACAAUCCUGAACUCGCGAAGACAAUAGUAGACAAACUGACGCCAACUCUGCGUUAUAGGUACUACGACUUCUCAGCCAUGCAGCCACGUGAAGACCCUUGCCUCAUCAAGAUAGAGAAGUUCUUCAAAAGGGAAGCAGAACUGUGUGGACCCUACGCGCUGCCCGAACAGAUGACACCGCCUAUUACAGCCGCACCACAAAGGAAGACUCAAAGGAUCAACAACGUGACUGAGAAGACAUACAUACCAAGAUGCGUCGUAUGUGAAGAUACGGGGCACACCAACGCCACAGAAUGUGAACAAUUCAAGAAGUUAGAUGCAAAUGCAAGAUGGGACAUGGCCAAGUCCAAGCGCCUCUGCUUCAGGUGUCUUCGCUAUAGGAACAAGACACACCACUGCCGACCCAAGCCAUGUAAUGUCAACUGCUGCAAGUACUCUCACCACAAGAUGCUGCAUUACGAAAAGAAGUCAGAAGAUUCAGAAGCAAAAGAAAAUCAAGGGGCAACAGAGGUCAUCAACUCAACCUGGACCGUCAAGAAGCAAUCAUACUUAAAAAUCCUACCGAUCCAGGUCAAAGGACCAAAAGGAGCUGUCAACACCUUCGCGUUGAUGGACGACGGCUCAACAGUCACGCUCGUCGACGAUAGUAUAGUAACAAGCAUCGGAGCAACGGGCCCCAUAGACCCACUGAAGAUAGAAACCAUCAACGACAAGAAAGUAUCGGAGUCAGCAUCGAGGAGAGUCACCAUCAAACUAAAGGGGCUCAACGAUCAUGAAGAACAAAUACAAGCACGCACAGUGAAGAACCUGCAAGUCUCAUCUCAACGGGUCCCACAGGAUCUAGUGGAGGAGUGUCAACACCUCUCUGAUAUCCAAGGACAUCUCACAUAUGCAAACGCCAAGCCACGAGUGCUGAUCGGACAAGAUAACUGGCAUCUUCUGCUGACAUCGGAAGUAAGAAAAGGAGACAAGAACCACCCAGUGGCAUCUCUCACGCCACUAGGUUGGGUACUCCACGGCAGCCAGACACGAAGCUUCGGACGGAACAUCGAUUUCGUGUCACACAUCGUAGAAGAUCCAGAGGAGAAUCUAGAAGACCUCGUGAAGCGAUACUUCGAGAUGGACGCACUUUGUAUAAAGCCCAAGAGACCGAAGACUGAUCCAGAAGAACAAGCACUUCGUAUCUUGGAAAGGACCACAACGAAGACAGAAGAAGGAAGAUUCCAGACCGGUCUUCUCUGGCGCAAAGACGAUGUCAAGUUACCAGACAAUUACGAAAACUCGCUGAAGAGGCUCUUCAACAUAGAAAAGAAGAUCGAUCGUGACCCCACGUUAAAGAAGAAAUACGUGGAACAAAUGAACGCUCUCGUCGCAAAGGGGUACGCCGAACCCGCCCCAAAACAGAAGACAGCUGACAAAACUUGGUACCUACCUCACUUUGCAGUAGUCAACCCAAUGAAACCGGAGAAAUUACGGGUGGUACACGAUGCCGCAGCCAAGACCAAAGGGGUGGCACUUAAUGACAUGCUACUCAAAGGGCCCGACCUACUACAAUCGCUACCAGGUGUCGUCAUGCGCUUCCGACAACACAUGAUCGCGGUUACGGCGGACAUCAAAGAGAUGUUCAUGCAAGUCAAGUUGCGAGAACAAGACAGGGACGCACUGCGGUACCUAUGGCGUGGGAUUCGACGAGACAACCAACCUCCGGAAGAGUACAGAAUGACAUCAUUAAUUUUCGGAGCAUCGAGUUCGCCUUCGACAGCAAUAUACGUCAAGAACCUAAACGCCAAACAGCACGGGGAAACUCACCCAGAAGCCGCAGCGGCCAUCAUAAUGAAGCAUUACGUCGACGACUACUUGGACAGCUUCAGAACCCUCGAAGAUGCCAAACGCAUCACGAAGAGUGUACGAGCCGUGCACAUGAAAGCCAGCUUCGAGUUGAAACAGUGGAAAUCAAACUCAGCAUCACUCCUAGAAACACUUGGAGAAGACAGCCAGACAGAAGACAUGGAACUCUACAAAACAGAAGAAAAGAUGGAACGAGUUCUGGGUGUUGUUUGGAAGAUCCACUCGGACGAACUCACCUUCAACCUCAACUUAGCCAGAAUACCCUCAACACUCCUAGAAGGGAAGCAGCCGACGAAAAGGGAAGCACUGAGAAUAGUGAUGUCGCUCUUCGACCCGCUCGGAUUCGCCUCGCCUAUCACCAUCAGGGCAAAACAACUCCUCCAGGAAGUCUGGCGUAGAGGAACAGCAUGGGACGACAAGAUCGACGAAGACCUGGCAGAGCAGUGGAAAAUGUGGAUGGAGCAUCUGGAAGGCCUCCACGAAAUAGCAAUCCCGCGACAAUAUCUUCACUACAGUGACGCGGCCUCCCUAGAACUCCACGUCUUCAGCGAUGCCAGCGAGUCAGCUUAUUCUGCGGUCCUCUUUUGGAGAGCUGUAACAGCAGUAGGCGAGGUCCACCUAUCCCUUAUUGUGGCGAAAGCAAAGAUGGCACCGUUAAAACUGACGUCCAUCCCAAGAUUGGAGCUACAGGCAGCAGUCAUGGGCACCAGGCUCGCAGAAACAGUAGUCGAAGAACACGAGAGGAAACCUGACCGCAAAGUAUUCUGGACAGACAGCAAGACAGUACUAACCUGGAUAAGGACAGGGUCACGUUCAUAUAAGCCCUACGUGGCUCACCGUCUAGCAGCAAUAGAAGAGAGUUCCAAAGUUAACGACUGGCGCUGGGUUCCGACAAAGCUGAACGUGGCGGACGACGCCACACGAGACGUACCAGCAGCAUUUAAUAAAGAACAUCGAUGGUUCAAAGGGCCUGACUUCUUAUACCUAACAGAAGACUUCUGGCCGACAGAAACCACAAGAGCAACAGCGGAAGAACCUUCCGACGAAGAAAGGACACAUUACGUGAGCAACAAAAGAAGAUUGAGGCUUGCCGAAGGUCUACCUGAUCCAGCGAAGUUCUCCAACUGGGACCGACUCCGAUACUCAACCGCACGUGUUCUACAGUUCAUUCAACUCUGCAGAAACACCAAACAGAGAGUCAACUACAAACGAACAAAGAAGAAUAAAGAGGCUGAUCCCACUUGGAAAAAGAACAAAGCUACAGUGAAAUAUCAGGCGCACAUGACGACAAAGAAGCGGUCGCCAGAAGACAUAAAGCCGCUAAUGGUCUCAGCCGAGCUGCUUAAGACAGCUGAAGAGCUUCUGAUGCGAUCCUCCCAAGAAGAAUCCUUUGCGGAAGAAAUAGACAGCCUAAACAGCGGGAAGCCGAUCAAUAAGGAGAGCCGCCUUCGCCAGCUCAGCGUCGAGUCAAUAAACGGCACACUACGACUUAGAAGUCGUAUUCGAGCAGUCUGCGACAUGGAGGAAAAAUUCAAGAACCCGUUGAUAAUUGACGGUGAUCAUCACACAGUCAAGCUCUGGGUGCAGGCUAUACAUCGGCAACUCCAUCACGCCGGUGUAGAAGCCACAGUUAACGAGUGCCGGCAGCAGUAUUGGGUACUGAGACUGCGCCCUAUCGUACGCACAAUACUACGAAAAUGCCUAUUCUGCAGAAUGAAGACGCAAGUACCGCCGCAUCCGAGAACCGGGGACCUGCCAACGUGUCGCUUAGCUCACCACAAGCGCCCCUUCACCUACACCGGGGUGGACUAUUUCGGACCUCUUUCGGUGACCGUCGGACGAACUCGACAAAAGAGAUAUGUGGCCAUUUUUACAUGUCUCACUACGCGAGCCAUACAUCUAGAAGUUGCCGGCUCACUUAGCGCUGACUCCGCGGUAAUGGCCAUAAGGCGGAUGAUCGCACGGCGAGGCUGCCCGACAGAAAUAUGGUCAGACAACGGCACCAACCUGAAGGCAGCCGAUAAGGAACUACGACAGGCGGUCGACGCAGCGACCGCAGAAGAAGCAGCAAAAAGGACUAUCUCCUGGCGCUACAUCCCGCCUGGAGCUCCAUUUAUGGGCGGAGCCUGGGAGCGAAUGGUUCGCUCCGUCAAGACCGCUCUUAUCGCGACGUUGCACGAACGUCAUCCGACGGAGGAAGUCCUCACGACACUACUGGUAGAAGUGGAAUACACCGUCAACAGCCGACCGCUGACUCACGUCUCAGUCAGUCCAGAGGAUCCCGAAGCUCUCACUCCUAACCACUUCUUGUUGGGAGGACCGGGACGAGUACCACAGCUAGGCACUUUCACCGAACGAGACGCCCUCUCACGGUCAAGUUGGCGAGCCGCGCAGAGGCUAGCCGACACCUUCUGGUUACGCUGGGUGAAGGAGUACCUCCCUGAGCUUCAACACCGGCGGGAGCCCCACGGACAAGGCCAAGCAGCACGCGUCGACGACCUCGUACAGAUCGUCGAUCCCAACCUGCCUCGCAACGUGUGGAUACGAGGAAGAGUCAUCGCUACAUAUCCGGGUCCCGACAACGUCGUGCGGACUGUGGACGUGCUAACUAAGGGAGGUGUCCUACGCCGGCCAGUAAGGAAGCUUGUGAUCCUGCCUCUAUCUACGGACGUCGAGCCCGCACCGGAAGCUGAUGCGACGCGGUCGCACGGCGGGAGUGAUGUGCGGGACAAGAGAAAAACAAAUAGUGAUACAUAA